AUUAAAUUCAUCACAAAAUCUAGCAGCCAAAAAAAAGGGAUUAACAAUUGACGGCGAGAAUGAAAUCCACGCGCUGCUGCUCUCAGUGCGGCAGCCAUGGACACAACUCUCGUACCUGCCGAAUUCCGCCGUCAAACGGUGGCGGAAGCGGCGGCGGUAUCAUGCUGUUUGGGGUGAGGCUGACUGAGGACCCGAUGAGAAAGAGUGUGAGUAUGGGCAACCUGGACCAGUAUGCACACGCAAGCGACGUGGCUAAGCGUGAUUCCGUUCAGGAUAAGGUCGUCGCCGAUGACGCCGGAUAUGCUUCCGCUGAUGACGCCGACCACCGGUCGUCUGGCUCCCGGGCGCGCAAGCGAGGAGUUCCAUGGACUGAAGAGGAGCACAAGUUGUUCUUGAUGGGGUUGGAGAAAUUUGGCAGGGGAAAUUGGAGGGGGAUUUCCAGAAAUUGUGUUAAGACCCGAACGCCAACGCAAGUAGCAAGCCAUGCUCAAAAGUAUUACAACCGGAUUAGCAACCAAAAUACUGGACGUCGUCGCCGAACCAGCCUUUUUGACAUUACUGCUGACCCUGCGCCUGGGAACCCAUCAGAAGAGUCUACAGAUCAUCAAGAUGGUACAUCAAAGGCAAUUGUGCCCACGACUUCAUUGCCUCAUGCAGAAAGUUCUGGAGUGAACGGAUAUGCAGUUGCUCCAUUUUCAGUCACAGUUCCUUAUUUUGUGCCAGUUCAGGUCCAGCGCUCCAUGGCUAAUGUACCUGUUUACCAGAGUAACAGUUAUAGUUAUGCUCCAGCUGCCUUUCUUCAGCCAGUUCCUGUUCCUGUUGUCGCAGCUCCUAAUGCAUCCUCAUCAGUUCUUAACUUAAACGAUCGCGUGGGAGCUGAGCCAUCACCAUUGUCUUGGAAGUUGUCAUUGUCGUCGCCGCCCCAAUCACCAAGGUGGUAUCCAGUUCCUAGGUCUCCAAACUUCAAUGGUGGAAAUGGCUUUGUUACUGUGGCUUGAUAUCGAGCUGCGCAUACUCUAGGGAUGUGAAUGACAAGUACAGAAUAAAGAAAGAGUAUUUGCCCUCUAUGUAGGGUAAAGAGAUAGAUUAUCUUAGGAAAGUUUUGAAUUAGGAAGAAAGAAAAAAUAGGAUCACUGUGACUAGCUCAUUCAUCUUUUGACUGGUUUUUUGGUUAAAUCAAUUAGAUUUUUGUUUAAUUUCCUUGACUUUUAUUGGUAGCUUGGGUAUAUAUAUUUCUAUCUUGGUGAGGCUGGAAAAUGUUUAUUCAGAUAAGAGAAUACUUGCCUGCUGAGGAUAGUGGAAUUGAAUUUCUAGGUAUCCUCUUUUUCUGCAGGAAUGUUUUUAUGUAUGUUAGUGAGAAGUGAGAAACCUAAGGCUGAUGGACCUCUGGCGACGCCGAGAUUUGCUAACCUCUCAGUUGGCUGAAAACAUAACCUUAGGUUAACGGGGAGCCUUAACAAUUUUGUAUGGAGCCAACUUCAUUUCCUUCUGUACUUGUGGCACCGAGAUUUUUCGACCUCUCAAUCAGCCGGAAAACAGCCACGGCCUACACUGAGGACUAUCUCGGUGUACGUUUGAACUUGGUGAUUCUAUUAAUAAUUUACUCAUUUGGGAGUUUUCAUUCCAUAUUCAGGAUAAUGUUAUGCAAAUGAAUCUCCCAAGUCAGCUGCUUUCCUCAUGGUGUCACACUGUCGUUACAGUAGUAAAACACACUUGGCUUGGGAACAGGAACAAUAGUAUCGCCUCAAUACACAAUGACAUUUGAAUUUUUCCCUACUCGUAUUUCUUCCCUGAUUUAUCGACCACAUUCCCGCUCUUCAUUUCUUACAGUUCUCAAAAACUCCAUGUUGACCUCAUGAGGCUAGUCUUUUAAAAUCUUUGUAGACAAGAUUUGAUCUUUUUU
Molecule: messenger RNA, 1903 nt
Organism: Oldenlandia corymbosa var. corymbosa
Lineage: Eukaryota; Viridiplantae; Streptophyta; Magnoliopsida; Gentianales; Rubiaceae
Source: the annotation of a GenBank genome assembly